ACUGUGCUGUGCUUCUGGCUAGGGAGAGCCCCGGCUGCGACCCGACGGUGUCCCACGGUGCACUUGUGGGUGGGUGAGUGGGGCAGCAUCCUUGCGGCUAGGGCGAAGGCAUCAGUGCGACCAUUCGCACCCAGCAGAAGACCGCUUCGGGUAACGGUGCUCUACCGCAGCGACAAUGUCCAGCCAGGUCGUUCCAGCCCUCCCCAAACCAUCUUCCAGUAACCUGGACCUGUGGAGGGAAAAGAACGACCGGCUUGUUGGACGGGCUAGGCAGCUGAUUAAGGAUUCUCGUCCUUCUCUGAGGCGACAGCAAUUGGCCCAAGACACACUGGAAGGGUUUGGGGAGCUCCUUCUCACUCUUCAAGGACUCCCUGCUGCUGUUCCUGCUCUCCCUUUGGAGUUGACCGUCAUCUGUAAUUAUAUAAUCCUGAGGGCUAGCCUGGCCCAGGACUUCACUGAAGACCUUUCCCAGGAUGUUCAAAGGGGCUUAGAGCGAGUGCUAGAGACCCAGAAUCAGCUGGGGCCCAAGUCGCAGCCCAGACUCAGGGAGCUGUGGCACUCUGUCCUCUCUGCUUCCUCCCUUCUACCGGAGCUGCUGCCUGCCUUACACUGCCUGGCCAGCCUUCAAGCUGUCCUAUGGAUGAGUACUGACCACCUAGGGGACCUGACCUUGCUGUUGCAAACCCUGAAUGGCAGCCAGACUGAGGAUCUGCUGGUACUGCUGAAGUCCUGGAACCCCCCAGCUCAGAAGUCACUUGCUCCACUGAUGCUGCAGGAUGCUGAGGGGUUGAGGGAUGUCCUACUGACAUCAUUUGCCUGCCGCCAAGGCCUCCAGGAGCUAGUCGCAGGGAGCCUAUCCCGUGCUCAGAGCAGCCUGCAUGAAGCAGCCUCGGGUGUGUGUCCACCAUCUGUGCUAGUCCAGGUGUACACAGCGCUGGGGACAUGUCUCCGUCAGAUGGGAAACCCACAGAGAGCACUGCUGUACUUGACCGAAGCCCUCAAAGUGGGAGUCGCUUGUGCCCUUCCCCUUCUGGAGGCUUCCAGAGUGUAUCGGCAACUAGGAGACACAGCAGCAGAGCUAGACAGUCUGGGGCUGCUGGUUGAGGCCUUGAGUGCCACCCAUAGUUCCGAAACACUCAAACUUUUCAUUGAGGUGGAAUUGCUACUUCCACAACCUGACCCAGCGUCUCCUCUUUACUGUGGUACACAGAGCCAGGCCAAGCACCUGCUAGCAAGUCGAUGCCUACAGACAGGGAGGGCGGCAGAUGCUGCGGAGCAUUACCUGGACCUACUGGCUAUGUUGCUGGGUAGCUCAGAGCCACAGCUCUCCCCACCCACCUCCUCUCCAGGGUCCUGUUUGCCAGAGUUGUAUCUGGAGGCAGCAGCGGCGCUGAUCCAGGCAGGCCGAGCCUUGGAUGCUUUGACUGUAUGUGAGGAACUGCUUAGCCGUACUUCAUCUCUGCUUCCCAAGAUGUCCUCCUUGUGGGAAAAUGCCAGAAAAAGAACCAAAGAACUGCCAUACUGCCCAAUUUGGGUCUCUGCCACCCACCUGCUUCAGGGCCAGGCCUGGUCGAAACUAAAGGCUCAAAAAGAGGCACUUAGUGAUUUUAGCCAGUGUCUUGAGCUGGUCUUUCGGGUCCUACCUAAGGACAAACAAGGUGCAGGCUCCAAGUGUGAGCAGAAACACACUUCCGAUGUGGCACUGCAACAGCUUCAAGUGACUGCACUGAUUAGUCGUGGACUGGAAUGGGUGGCCAGCGGCCAAGAUAACAAAGCUUUGAGAGACUUCCUCCUCAGUGUGCAGAUACGCCCAGGCAACAGAGACGGUUCCUUUUACCUGCUUCAGACUCUGAAAAGAUUGGAUCGGAAGAAUGAGGCCAUUGCUUUCUGGCGGGAGGCCCAAACCCAGCAGCCACAGGAAGAAGCUGCCUGGUCUCUUCCAUUGUAUUUAGAAACCUGUUUGAGCUGGAUCCGUCCCCCUAACUGUGAAGUCUUCCUGGAGGAGUUUGGGACAGCGCUGUUGGAGUCUUGUGACCUAUAAUCUCCUUGUUUCCAGGAGCCUGAACUUUGGCCUGUGUGGGCCAUCUCUAUGGGGAGGGUUUUUGGUUUGUUUUUGUUUUUUUUUGCGUAUCCUCUUUGGAGAAUGGCUAGAACUUAUUGUUUCUAUGUACACUCCACCUGUGCGGUUGGUUGGUCCUGUGAACCUUGGUCUACUUACUGCCAGUCUAGUUCCUGAAUCGUUCCAUCAACCAAUCAUUGACUUUGCUUGUGGCACUAUUUUUUUCUUUUCUGUUUUCUUUCCUUCCUUCCUUCCUUCCUUCCUUCCUUCCUCUCCUUGUGUGUGUUGAGUAACAUCUCAUAUUUAUCUUUUAUCUGUUCACUAUGCAUGGAUGAAUGGGAAGGCUCAUGGUGGACUACUUGGGUGUUGGGUAUUUAAGGUGUUCUAUUCCCAGCAUCCAUCUUCUGUCUGCCCUCCCUGAUUCCCCAACUUUUCUCUUCCCUCCCACUUUCCUUUUGGUAGGUUGGAUUCUGGGGACUAAACUCCAGUUCCUCACACAUAAGUCCCCAGUCCCUCUACCUCACCUACCCCAUCUAUCUUAGGAGCUUGAAGUGUGAGUAUGAGGAAGAGGCUACAUUAAUCUUUGUGGGGAAAGAGUGAAAUAGUCCUUUUUAAGUUAUUAUUAAAAUUUUUAAUUACUUAUUUUAA
Molecule: messenger RNA, 2707 nt
Organism: Psammomys obesus (fat sand rat)
Lineage: Eukaryota; Metazoa; Chordata; Mammalia; Rodentia; Muridae
Gene: Fancg
Product: FA complementation group G
Exons: 14
Coding region: 176-2041 (621 amino acids)
Biological process (GO): interstrand cross-link repair
Cellular component (GO): Fanconi anaemia nuclear complex
Molecular function (GO): protein binding
Source: RefSeq, a predicted model, not a curated record